Messenger RNA from Amborella trichopoda, 2489 nucleotides. Its product is annotated as putative sulfate transporter 4.2. Lineage: Eukaryota; Viridiplantae; Streptophyta; Magnoliopsida; Amborellales; Amborellaceae. Gene Ontology annotation, molecular function: secondary active sulfate transmembrane transporter activity. Gene Ontology annotation, cellular component: membrane. The record is from RefSeq and is a predicted model, not a curated record. Gene Ontology annotation, biological process: sulfate transmembrane transport.
ACUUUGAAAGUCAAAAACUCAAAACUCAAAGCUCAAAACAGUCAAGAGUCACCAUUUUUAUGUUCUUCUUUUGAAAUUAAGAGAGGGAGAGGGAGAGGGAGAGAGAGAAUGUGGAGAAUUGCAGGAGAGGCAUGGAAAUCACAUAUGCCUCAUCCAGCACCUCAGACAUAGCCUCAUCUCUAGGUUCCAUGGGGAGCAGCAGGCAGGUCAAGGUCAUUCCACUGCAACACCCAUACAAUUCUCCUUCUCCCUCUUCCUCUUCGUUCUUCUCAUUAUUCUUGAGGAUUCCCUCAUGGCCUAGAUAUAGGUCUUGGAUCCAAUGGGUUGAGCUCUUCUUGCCUUGUGCUCGAUGGAUUCGCAACUACAAGUGGCGAGAGUACCUGCAACUCGACCUAUCUGCUGGUCUAAGUGUUGGCAUCAUGCUCGUCCCCCAGGCGAUGUCUUAUGCAAAGCUUGCUGGACUUCAUCCAAUAUAUGGCCUUUAUUCCGGUUUCGUUCCCGUCUUUGUCUAUGCAAUAUUUGGCUCCUCACGUCAGCUGGCUAUCGGUCCUGUUGCAUUGGUUUCUCUUUUGGUCUCUAAUGUCUUGAGCAGCAUUGUUGAUUCUUCAGACGAGUUGUACACGGAACUUGCUAUAUUGCUGGCCCUUAUGGUUGGUAUAUUGGAGUCUGUUAUGGGUCUCUUGAGGUUGGGAUGGCUUAUUCGUUUCAUCAGCCAUGCAGUUAUUUCGGGCUUCACGACCUCAUCGGCCAUAGUUAUUGCCUUAUCCCAAGCGAAAUACUUCUUGGGAUACAGUGUUGACCGAAGUAGUAAAAUAAUACCAUUGAUUAGCAGUAUAAUAGCUGGAGUGGAUGAGUUCUCAUGGCCUCCUUUUGUUAUGGGUUCCAUCUUUCUUGCAAUUCUCCUUGUGAUGAAACACGUGGGAAAAUCUAAUAAGAACCUGCGGUUUAUACGAGCUUUGGGCCCUCUCACAGCAGUUGUACUGGGUACAGCUUUUGUGAAAAUAUUUCAUCCAUCUUCUAUUUCUGUGGUUGGAGAUAUACCCCAAGGCCUUCCAAAAUUUUCCAUUCCUAGAAAGUUUGGAUAUGCAAAGAAUUUGAUUGCUACAACAUUUCUAAUUACUGGAGUGGCUAUAUUGGAAUCUGUGGGAAUAGCGAAAGCCUUGGCUGCUAAAAAUGGAUAUGAGUUAGAUGCGAAUCAAGAGUUAUUCGGCCUUGGUGUAGCAAAUAUCUGUGGUUCAUUCUUCUCAGCAUACCCAACAACAGGAUCAUUUUCUAGGUCAGCUGUUAAUAAUGAAAGCGGAGCAAAGACAGGUCUAUCUGGAAUUAUUAUGGGAAUCAUUGUGGGAUGUGCCCUCCUGUUCUUGACACCUUUGUUCAGUGACAUUCCUCAGUCUGCUUUGGCGGCAAUUGUGGUCUCUGCUGUAAUGGGUCUGGUAGAUUAUGAAGAAGCUAUUUUCCUAUGGCGUGUGAACAAGAAAGAUUUCCUUCUUUGGAUUAUUACGAGCAUUACAACCCUGUUUCUAGGAAUUGAGAUCGGUGUUCUUGUUGGGGUCGGUUUCUCACUUGCAUUUGUCAUUCAUGAAUCAGCAAAUCCCCACAUUGCUGUCCUUGGGCGUCUUCCUGGCACCACUGUUUAUAGAAACAUUCGGCAAUAUCCAGAAGCAUAUACAUAUAAUGGGAUUGUGAUUGUUCGUAUAGAUGCGCCCAUUUAUUUUGCAAAUAUAAGCUAUAUCAAAGAUAGAUUGCGUGAGUAUGAAAUCAACACAGAGGGAUUUACAAAACGCGGUCCAGAAGUUGAGAAGAUCUAUUUUGCUGUCAUUGAAAUGGCCCCUGUAACAUAUAUAGACUCCAGCGGCAUUCAAGCUCUAAGAGAUCUGCAUCAUGAAUACAAAACACGUGACAUUCAGAUGGCUCUUGCAAACCCAAACCAAGAAGUUCUGCAAAGCCUGGCGAGAUCAGGUGUCCUUGAGCUGAUUGGAAAGGAAUGGUAUUUUGUGAGGGUGCAUGAUGCUGUCCAAGUUUGCCUUCAACAUGUUCAAGAACUAAAUCAGAUGCCUAAGAAGGAUGAUGCCAUGAAACCCGAUGAAAAGCUCAGGUUUGCACAGAGGAUAUGGAAACAAAGAAAAGAAAAUUUAAGUGCAGAGAGAGAGCCCCUAAUCUCUCAUAUGCCAUGAACAUGGCUCCUCUUGCUUACUGGUUGAACCUCCAAGCCAUGCAAGCCAUGCAUUUUAGUUUUGGUGGUUUACUAGCUUGGUGACAAUCAGUUGAGCAUGUAAUUAUCCGUGUAUCACCUCUGUUGUUAUUGUACUUAUUUUGCGUGUUUAAUGUUUUAGAUUUUGCCAUUCAUUCUGCAAACAAGUCCGUGCGAUUAUUCAUUUUUGGGUGCUGUAAUCUGUAUGCAAUCUCAUUCAUUUGGCAGAUAAGCCUGUUCCAUGUGAGUGUAUCGACAUUUUAUUGACAAUUAUUCCCAUAUUAUGUGCCAUUAAUGG